This is a messenger RNA of Perognathus longimembris pacificus (Pacific pocket mouse), 2255 nucleotides long. It is a transcript of the gene Chmp1a, whose product is annotated as charged multivesicular body protein 1A. The coding region runs from base 206 to 784 and encodes 192 amino acids. Gene Ontology annotation, biological process: protein transport; endosome transport via multivesicular body sorting pathway; late endosome to vacuole transport. Gene Ontology annotation, cellular component: ESCRT III complex; multivesicular body. The record is from RefSeq and is a predicted model, not a curated record. Lineage: Eukaryota; Metazoa; Chordata; Mammalia; Rodentia; Heteromyidae. The transcript has 7 exons.
CGGACGCCGCGGAGACCCCGGAAGUGCCCGCGGGGCGCCGCGCUCAGUUCUGCCGCCUCUCUUGCCGAGCCCUGGGGUGCACUACUGGCCUGGCCAUGGACGAUACCCUGUUCCAGCUGAAGGGCCAGGCCCAAAGGGGACAGUAGUGAGAUACCUGAGGAAUGGGUCCUGAAAGAUAAGCUCUUUGUGUCCUGCUUGGAGCCUUAUGGUUUCUGUUCAGUUCACAGCAAAACAACUGGAGAAGCUGGCCAAAAAGGCUGAGAAGGACUCCAAGACUGAACAAGCCAAAGUAAAGAAGGCCCUUCAGCAGAAAAAUGUGGAGUGUGCUCGAGUCUAUGCUGAAAAUGCCAUUCGCAAGAAGAACGAAAGUGUGAACUGGCUCCGCAUGGCAUCCCGUGUGGAUGCGGUGGCCUCUAAGGUCCAGACAGCUGUGACCAUGAAGGGGGUGACCAAGAACAUGGCACAGGUGACCAAAGCACUAGAUAAGGCUCUGAGUGCCAUGGAUCUGCAGAAAGUGUCGGCAGUGAUGGACAGGUUCGAGCAGCAGGUGCAGAACCUGGAUGUACACACAUCGGUGAUGGAGGACUCCAUGAGCUCGGCCACCACACUGACCACUCCUCAAGAGCAGGUGGACAGCCUCAUUAUGCAGAUUGCUGAGGAGAAUGGCCUGGAGGUUCUGGAUCAGCUCAGCCAGCUGCCUGAGGGCGCUGCUGCUGUGGGCGAGAGCUCCGUACGCAGCCAAGAGGACCAGUUGUCCAGGAGGUUGGCUGCCCUGAGGAACUAGCUGCACCUUUCAGGGGUGGCACCACCCCCACCUGUGCUGUGCUGGAGACUCCUGCGCGCACACACACCCCGCCUCCCCCAGUGUGCUCACCUUCAUCUGACCCUGCAGAGCUGAGCAGCAGCCUCCCCUGGCUCCUCCCACCUGCCAGGCCAGCUGCCUCAGAACUGGUCCUGUUUCUUUAGGUGUAGGUGGAUCUUUGUCCCACUGUUGAGUUUGCACAAACUUGUGUGCGUGGCUUCUGUGACUCCGUAGCCAGGAGAUUGGAGGCCCCUCUGUCUUGCUUGGAGUCGGCAGGGUCUGGCCAGUGGUGCACGUGGACUUCAGCACAACUCUGUGGAGCCUUCAGUGUCCAGUGACCGCUGCCUGCUGUUUGCCAGUGAAGGUUCGAGACACCCUUUGCUCAGCAGCUCUGAGGAGAUGCCUUUGGACUUGUGUAUGACAGAGGAUACCCAGUGCCCCCAACAACGUCCUGAGCUCUUUACAACUGUGACCCUCUUCUCUGUCCUUGUAGGCCAAGGGCAUUGGCCAUAACUGCCAGCUGGAUGAGCCUGCUUGGGCCUCCUGUCCUUGGCUCCUCUGCCUAGCCCACAAGGACAGAUCAGCUGCCCGGUCCAAGUCCAGGCAUACCCACAUUGGGUGUUCUUACCCCUGCUGGCCACCCCUGGAGGUGCCUUGGGCCACCUGGGCCAAGCUUGCCCUGUGUCUGCCCUGCCGCUGACUGGAGGCUCCUCUGCACAUGGCCUCCUCCUCCGUCGUGCCUCACUCGGUGGGAUGCCCCUGUGUCUCCCCCUGGCUUCCCCCUCCUGCCCAAGCAUGAAGAAAAAUGGCUGACAGAGGGAGCCUGGCCAGGUCUGGGGCUGGCAUGGGACUCCACAGCAGCCGUGCAGUGGACAGCUGGCUGCGGGCCCCUUGUGGCCACUGGGAUAACCUUAGAGGCUUGGCAUAGGCUACUAUUUGUUUUUUGUGUUUCCUAAACUUUUCUCGUGUUCUUGAUGCUCCCAGUUUAUUUUUGUUUUUGUUUUUUUGUUGCCAAAGUGGAAGUGGGCAGCCUAUGGGAUGUUGGAUCCCAGCCUAAGCAGUGAACAAGGUCAGCACUGACACCCAAGACCGCAGAUUCACUCAGAAACAUGGGGCUUCCUUGGACUCACUGUGUUUGGGUAUUUCUGUCCUGGAUUUUGGUGUGUUCUACACUACAAAUUGCUAUCGAGGGAGGCAGGGCUGGCCUGGGUGUGGGAUGUCAAGGCACAGUCUAGCCAUCGUCCCUCUAGGCUUCCUGGGAAUGCACUCGCCUGCUCUGGAUGUUGAGCUGCCCUCUGUCCUGAGGAGCAGGGGGGCAUCUGCCAUGCCAUCCCAGGGUGCAGAGUUCUCUCGAGUACUAGGGGGCGGGAGGUGCUGGGACUGAGUUCAUCAUAGAGUCGGCAUAUGGCCUUAUUAAAAUGCUGUUGCGAAUAAAUGGAUCCCCAUAAACGUU